This is a messenger RNA of Zychaea mexicana, 229 nucleotides long. RefSeq lists its product as uncharacterized. The annotation marks the transcript as partial. The transcript has a single exon. Lineage: Eukaryota; Fungi; Mucoromycota; Mucoromycetes; Mucorales; Lichtheimiaceae. The record is from RefSeq and is a predicted model, not a curated record.
GUAUGUUUAUACUAUACGUACUGGCCUGGGAUGACGACCGUCAUAUUCAGUUCACACACACUUUAUCAAACGCUAAAAUGACAGUUCAUUCAGAAAUUAGGUAUCCUCGGGCCAAUCAUCCCUUCACAUGUCAUGAAUGCCAAACAUCUGACACUGGGUUACCCAAAGUCAAACUUUGAAAGUAAAAAGAUGAAAGGAAGAGCGGAGCCUAGGGGGCGAGAGAUUAGAA